Micropterus salmoides (largemouth bass) is the source of this 2245-nucleotide messenger RNA. RefSeq names its product iodotyrosine deiodinase (gene iyd). Bases 32 to 916 code for a protein of 294 amino acids. Gene Ontology annotation, molecular function: oxidoreductase activity. The record is from RefSeq and is a predicted model, not a curated record. NCBI's taxonomy places the organism in Eukaryota, Metazoa, Chordata, Actinopteri, Centrarchiformes, Centrarchidae. The transcript is spliced from 5 exons.
CCCGUGUCCUCUUCUCUCCACUCCGCCAGUCAUGGCUCUCCUGUCCGUCCUCACGCCUGUUCUGGCGGUGGUCCUGUGCCUGGUGAUAGGCUUCAUGCUGGUGAAAUCACGGGAGACCACCUCGACUUACCCGGGAAAAGCUGAAGGGAAGCCAAAAGCGGAGUUUAGACCGUGGGUGGACCAGGACUUACAGGACGAAACAGAAAUCACAGCAGACGAGGAUGGUGAUUGGAUGGACAGCAAUGAGGAGGAAGACCUUCAACAUGUGCCCUACUCACCACAACGUUACCCUGAGGAGAUGAUGCUGGAGCGAUCCAAGGAUUUCUACACUCUGUUGAACCAGCGGAGGUCUGUCCGAUUCAUCAGCCCAGAGCCGGUGCCCCGUGAAGUCAUCGAUAAUGUCAUCCGCACUGCAGGUACAGCCCCUAGUGGAGCACACACAGAGCCCUGGACAUUUGUCGUGGUGUCCGACCCAGAGACGAAGCACAAGAUCAGACUGAUAGUGGAAGAAGAAGAGGAGGUCAACUACCGUCAGAGGAUGGGGGAAAAGUGGGUCAGUGAUUUGGCCAGACUAAGGACAAACUGGAUUAAGGAGUACUUGGAUGUUGCUCCUUACCUGGUCCUAAUCUUCAAACAGACCUAUGGGAUUUUACCAAACGGCAAGAAAAAGACACAUUACUACAAUGAAAUCAGCGUCUCCAUAUCCUGUGGAAUCCUGUUGGCUGCAUUACAGAACGUGGGUCUCGUUACCGUCACAACGACGCCGUUAAACUGUGGCCCUCAACUCAGGCUCCUGCUCAAACGGCCAACCAAUGAGAAGCUGUUGAUGUUACUUCCCGUAGGUUAUCCUGCUUCUGACGCCACAGUGCCUGACUUGGAACGCAAGCCUCUGGAUGAUAUUAUGGUGCACAUAUGACAGAAUCAAUCUUCAGAGAAUACAAAACCAAAAAGCAAACACAUUUUUCUUCAUCAUCCUCUUUGCCCGUAGCUGAAAAAUCAACAAAACAUAUAUCAAAUGUGAUUUAGAAAAGUUUUAAUUGAGCUUGGAGUCUUGUAAACCAGAAAAAGCUAUUGUUUAACAAUAAACCUAACAAAACAACUGAGAGCAAAGCACAUCUGCAACCAUGUCCAUGUGUGUAACUCAUCAGAUAGAGAACCUAAAAUGGAUGACAUCAAUCUUGUCAUAGACUAGACUAGACUACAUAAUGUUAAAUCAAUCAGACAAGCAGAGUGUGCAGACAUUUGAAGGUCAACCGCACUGCCUUCAACAAAAACAGAGAACUCUGGAACUAAAUGAGAUCUAGAUGGUUUCCAGCACUGCUGCCAAGAAGAAAAUAUAUUUCCAGUUGUUUGCUUUGGGAUUGCUUGUGUAAUUUGUUUUUGUGACUAAAACUGAGUUUAUUCGAUUGUUACAAAAUGUAAUAUCCUUUUUUGUCUUAUAAUAAUUCUACAUUUUUGUGUAUAAUAUGUGGCAGCUGUGUGCCACUACAUGUUUUAUAGAGAGAGAACAGCUCUUGUUCUGUACUAUUAGUCCAAUGCAUUUCUUAAGUUUUGAAAGAUUUUCUUGGGCGUGGACUGGAGCAGGUCAUGUGACUGAGAAAAUUAACCUGCACCUUCCUAAUGAAAAGUAGCCAUACAGAAGUAGGUAUUGGCAAAGGCGGUCUCUAUAACUUUUCACAACAGCAGAUGGAGGGAAAGAGAAAGUGCGGCAGCGGCAUGACAGAGGCCGGGUCAGAAUUAAACAGAGCUGCUUGUUAUUUUUCAAAUAAAACAUAUCUUUGUUCCGCAAAUUGAGUGUUUAUUAAUAAUCAUUAAUAAUGCAAUAAGUAUAGAGUUUUUCAGAGUUCAGUAAAUGCCCCUUAAAUAAGUUCAAGCAGCAAAAUCUUUUUCUAAACACAAAUGUGGUUUUAACAGGAAAACUGAUUCAUAUUCAACAGUGUUCAUGAAGGGACAUAUAAGUUAAAUUAGAUUUAUUGAAUGAUUAUAUCAAGUAUGAUGUUGUAUACAAGCUAUUCUUCUUUAACUCAUUUCAAGUUAGUUUGAGUGGGGAAUUAUUUUUUUUAUAAUUAUUAGUUGUUUCCCCAUAGAAACUGAUUAUAUACCCAAAAUGAUGUGUUAACAGACUAUUUUCUGCUGUCUUAAGAAGUUCAAAUUUACUGUGUUAACAGGGUAUUUUAUGUUACAGGUGUCUCAAUGGGACUUUUCCUGUUUAAAUAAAGGUUUAUAUGUUAUCUUAAACACCAAA